CCUGUGGCAGUAGCCCCGCAGGCCAUUGUGUCACACUUGGCCGCCAGGGGUUUUUUCCAGGUUUCUCCCCCGCAGGUGCCCUCAACACCAGACUGUGCCAUGGCGGGGGGAUGCUUCAGCCUGUGCCGGCUGCUCCGGAGGAACAGGAAGAACAGGAGAGGCCCUGGAGCUGGCCCAGCACAGGAAGCAGAGGAGGAGGUGCAGCACUUCCAGCCACUGCAGCAGGAUCCAGGCCGGGACCGCCCAGAAGAGCAGGACCGCGCCCGUGGCCGCUUGCGCAGGGCAGUUCAGAGGUUGCUGAAAUUCAUGGGACUUCGGCGCAGAACAGCCACGACCGCACCGCCCGAGCUCCCGGCACAGCCUGACACCAGCGCAGCCGAGCUCGAGGUGGAGCCAGAUGUCAGCAUUGCACUGAGUGACUGUGCAGCCAGCGGUGACACUGAUUGUGCAGUGCUGAUUGUGCACGGCAUUGACACGGCACCUACGGAUGUCGGGGCCAAGGCUGAUGCCACAACUGAGAGCAUCGCAGACACCGACUGCCUGCCCAUGGACAGUGUGACUGAUGCUCCCAGUCUGGACAUUUUGGAGGAGAAAACUGUCUCCAAUGUGAAUGAAGUGCCAACCAGUGUCAGCCCCAUCCACCAGUGGCUCACGUGCCAGGAGUCUCCAGAGGUCAGGCCGCCCAUUGCCAUCCGCAGGCUGGCCCACGCACACCCUGGGCACGUGGUGACGACUCUGCUGCACUGUGCCCCAGCGUGUGACAGAGCUGCUGCAAUCCUGUGGAGGACCAUCGCCUCCUCGGUCACCACAGCGCACAAGGUGCUGCCAACGCUGCUCGGGGUGAUGGAGGACUGGCCACUGCACAGCGUGUCCACCUCCGACGGGGACCACGUGGAUGUCUUUGCCCUGGCUGCAACCCUGGCCCUGUGGCUGAUGGUCCAGGAGCCCCAGUGCCAAGAUGCACUCUUCGUUUAUGCCCCUCGUCUCCUCCUGGCUCUGCUCUGCCAAGUUUCAAUGAGCACUGAGCAGAUGUCACAGGAGGUCAGCACCUUCUGGAGGGGAUGCCAGGAGCUACACGGCCUUCCCACCCACCCCAACAGCUUUGUGGUGCAGACCAUCCGGGCCCUGCUCUGCCGGCUGCAGUGGGACCAGGAGCUGGUGUCAGUGGAGCGCAAGCGUGGCUGGGACGCGCUCCUCUCUGCUGACACCCACCACUACGCGGUGGGGCUGCUGGCCAGGGAGAUGCGCCACGUGUUGGUCCCCUCCUAUGACCCGCUGGCAAGGCACCUGCUGGGGCUGCUCAGCAGGGAGGGGCCCCGCUGGGAGCUGCCUGCCCUGGCCUUCCUUGUCGAGGUCCUCAACUAUUUGGACGUGAGCGCAGGUGAUGACAGCGUCCUGCAGAUCCUGGCAAGGCACCUGCAGAGCCAGUGCCCAGAGAGGCGGCGCCUGGCUCUGCGAGGGCUCCUGGUGCUCAGCAGGGAUCCCUCCAUGGUGAGAAGGGGGCAGGGGAUGAAGCCACACGGGCAGCCUGGGGCUGGAGAGGGCAGUGGCUUGGCCUUGGCUGGGCUUCGGGAGCUGUGGCAGCUGCUCACAGAUCUCCUGCCUCCCUCUCCAGCUGCCCAGGCCCUGUGGGACAGGCCUUUGGCCUCUGGGCCCCAGGGCAGCAGCGUGGGUUUGCACUGCCAGAGUGGGGUUGGUGGGGCAGCUGUUCAGGGCUUCCCAGCACAGCCUUCUGUUCCCCACAGGUAAAGCAUCUGCAGCCUGUCUGAGCCCCUCCUGGAGCUGCUGCGUGAUGGUGAUGGAGAGCUGGUCAGGAUGACCCUCUCCGUGUUCCUGAAUGUGCUCCAGGAUGGAGACAACACUGACGGGUUCAGCUCCACUGCCCCGAGGCUGGUUGAGGCGCUCCGGCCAGUCUUUGACAACGACAACAGCCACGUGCAGCUGCUCUCCAUUCGCCUCUUCCGAGAGGUGAUGGAGGUGCUGGCGGAAGAGGGAACAGAGCCCUGGGAGAUGCAGGUGCGCCAGAGCCUGUUCCCACUGUUCUUCCGCUGGCACGACGAGAACCAGCGCGUGGCAGAGGCCGCUCAGGAAGCACUGCUCUGGGCUACAAGCUUCCUCAAGAGGAAGGACCUGGAGCAGCUGCUGGAGACAGAGCAGCCCUUCAGAUUCUGUGACUGCCUGAUGGAAAAGGACAGGAGCCGAAGGGGCGAGCACCUGCAGCAGGCCCUGCCCUACCUGCAGAGCCCACAGGAGCCCCUGCGAGAGGCGGCCGUCAGGUUCAUGGGGCUCGCCGGCUGGCACAUGAGGGAGUGGCAGCAAGACCUGUGGCCAAUCCUCAAGGGUGAGUGAGGGCAGAGGAGCCUCCCUGGGGGCUGCCGGGGACCAGCACAGACCCUGGGCAGGGAGCUGCAAUCCCUGCCCUGCCUGCACAGGGCUCUGCUCCCUGCACACCAUGGCCACAGCACACACACAUGGCAGGGGCAGGGUGCCCAUUGGUGCCCAGCACUUUCCCGCUCAUCCUCUUGGCCCCUGCUCCCUCCUGGCUGUGCCAAGAGCUGCCUGGCAUGGCCCUGGCAGGAGGGGCUCCUGGGGUCCCUGCACAGCCACACUCUGACCCCGGCUCCCUUCCUCUCUCUUCCAGGCCUUACAGCCAUGAGUGAGGACGACUGCCCCUCCGUCUCCAACAUAAGAACUCAACUCGUCGACACUUACAGCCGUGCCAGGAGACGACCAAUGUCCCUGCAACAGCCCCGCAACAGCCCAGGGACCACUUCUCAGCGCGGCUGCACCUGCAGCUGAUGUUGGACCCAACUGAGCCAGCCUGCAAGGCCAGGCAGCUCCUGGCCUCUGCAGCCCCAGGGGCGGCUGCCUCCUUCCAUUCCCUUCUCCUGACCCCACUUCAUCCUUCCCCUUGCCCUGAUGUUAAUAAACCCUGGCUUUCUCCCCUUA
Pseudopipra pipra is the source of this 2949-nucleotide messenger RNA. RefSeq lists its product as uncharacterized. NCBI's taxonomy places the organism in Eukaryota, Metazoa, Chordata, Aves, Passeriformes, Pipridae. The record is from RefSeq and is a predicted model, not a curated record. Gene Ontology annotation, cellular component: cytoplasm.